Molecule: messenger RNA, 1014 nt
Organism: Miscanthus lutarioriparius
Lineage: Eukaryota; Viridiplantae; Streptophyta; Magnoliopsida; Poales; Poaceae
Source: the annotation of a GenBank genome assembly
AUGGCUACCUGGCUUUCUUCAUGCGCCUUAUCCUUACUUUUACUGCAACUUUCUCUCCAACCAUCUCCAUUGCAUACCACUGAUUCCCUCACUGCGAACCAGCAGCUCUCUGGGGACCAGAAGCUUAUCUCUCAGAACGGCAAUUUUGCAUUGGGAUUCUUCCAACCUGCAGCUGAAACAUCAAGCGGAAAGUGGUACAUAGGCAUCUGGUGCAAUAAAAUCCCAGAACAGACUGUAGUGUGGGUGGCAAACAGAGAGAAACCAGUCUCUGAUCCACUCCUAUCAAGCCUAACUGUCUCAGAUGAUGGCAAUUUGGUUCUUCUACUAAACCAUUCUAAAUCUCCCCUCUGGUCUACCAAUAUCAAGAACAACACAGCUGCUAGUUCCACAGUGGUUGCGCUCCUUGGCAAUGGGAAUCUUGUAGUCCGACAUGAGGCUAAUACCUCUGCUGUGUUAUGGCAAAGUUUUGAUGAUUUCACAGACACAUGGCUCCCAGGAAACAAGCUCAGUCGUAACAAGAAAACUGGCAUCAUCAAACGGAUGAUCUCUUGGAAAGACCGUGGUGACCCAGCACAGAGGAUGUUCUCCAUUCAGUUAGAUCCUAAUGGCUCACUGCAAUAUAUUCUCCAAUGGAAUAGAUCAGUAGUGUACUGGACUACUGGCAACUGGAUUAAUAAUAGAUUCAGUGGUGUGCCCAAGAUGUCACCUCUCAAUCCCUAUCCCAGCUCAAGGUUUAUGUUCCAGUUUGUUGACAAUGAUGAGGAGGCAUAUUUCACAUACAAUAUUAAGGAUGAUGCAUUAAUAUUUACAAGAACGAUUAUUGAUGUGUCAUGUUUCAGACUUUGGUAUGGGCACAGGCACAACAAGCAUGGACAAAUUCUUUCACGAAACCAAAAUCCAAGUGCAGUGUUUAUGGUGUGUGUGGGGAAUACAGCACAUGUAGUGAGAAUGAUGCGUCACCAUGCAGUUGCCUCAAGGACUUCAGUGAGAAUCACCCAAACAACUGGAAACUAG